Messenger RNA from Chara braunii, 1536 nucleotides. NCBI's taxonomy places the organism in Eukaryota, Viridiplantae, Streptophyta, Charophyceae, Charales, Characeae. The record is from the annotation of a GenBank genome assembly.
CUCGGUUGCGGGCUGAUAGGAGACGACGAUUUUUAGACACACUGCUUUCGUUUAUCACUAUUACGAUCCUUUUUAUUCUAUUCUCUAUGGCAGGUGCGUUUCCUUCUCGUAGCUGCUAUAACUGUGGCUCGCCUCAUCACUUUUUCCGGGAAUGUCCGCAGUGAGCCGGUGGUCAACGACCUCCGGCGACCGGUGCCAACGCUGUCCCUACCGGGCAGCCUUUGCUAGCGCUUCCUGCACGUGCGGCGAAUGGAGAUGCGGCACCUGCGCGGCUCAGCAAACUGCGGGCAAUACGGGAGGCAGAUACCAGAACAACGGUUACCAGUAUGGGGGGCCGCCACGUAAUAAUUUUUGGAGAUCUAAUCAAGAGCGGUUGGACAAGAAGUACAAUAAGUACUUGCUGAACAUGGAGAGGGAGUCCAAGCUUAAGGAGGAGGAAGAGAGAGCUAGGAAGAACAAGGAGGAAGAAGAGAAGAAGGAGGAAUGGAGGAAAGAACGAGAAAAGUUGGAAUCAGAAAUGGCUGCGAGGAUCGAUAUGCGAAUGGAUGAGGUGUGCAAGUCGGUCAAGGUCAAAUGCCCAGCUGAGGGAGAGUGCAGCGCGAAGUGUGAGGACGAGGUUGCCCGACUCAAGCGGGAAAACGAAGAGCCCAAGCAGGCUCUGCGGGGUGAUACAGAUGAUGGGAAGGAGAGUAAGAGAUACGAGAUUGUGGCACUCAAGCAUGAGAUCCAGCAACUGCGUGAAUCGGCGGUUAAGGAGCAGGAGUUAGCCGGGCUUAAGAGGCAGUUAGAAGAUCUGCGAAUUGAAGCGCGACAGUGGAAAGAUGAGGCGCUGAGGCCAGGAAACAAACGAGGCAGCAUCGCUUUGUCUACCCCGGAUGCUAAUGCGCGGGCGUCACCUAUGCCACGUCGCACUUGUGAAAAGGAGCAGGAGCAAGAUUGGAGAUCAGAAUAUAGAAAGCUGCAAAGUUUGCGCCGAGCAGAUUUUGUCGAAGUGGAGGCGCUUAAGAAAAAGAAGGCGCAGGCUGAGAUGGAGGUUAUCAACUUGCAGAAGCAGAUGAACGAACGGAACGCUAAUGAGGUUGGAAAGGAGAUGACGCCAGGAGGAACCAAUCUGAAGGAGAGAUUGGAGGCUGUUGCACUUGGGACGGCCCAGAAAGGUAGGAAGGCCACUCCGAAUCGAGAGGGGCUGAGGCCUACACCGCGCCGUGAGGAAAAGCCCAACUCGAAGCAGGGAUGUAAUGAUCGCACUACUUUUGUUGAAGAGCAAACCAAGUUUUUGAAGAUGCUGAGGAAGUCUGCGUUGGAACAAAUCUGCAAGGAGGCGGGGCUGAAGGCUGAGAAAGUGGAUGAAAUGAUUGAGGAUAUUGUGCAAUUUCGGGUUAAGAAUGCAUUUGGAAAGAAAGACGACAAGGAGCCGGUGGAGGUUGUAGACGUUGAAUCGUCGCGUGACGAAUCCACAAGCGGUGGUGACGAAGUCUCCGCUGAGCUCUAGUGAAUCUCCCGAACGCGGCUACCUUGUGGUCAUUGGCCUUGCUU